GCGGGACCAGCGGGCAUGGCGUCAGUUCCGGCCGGUUAUCUCGGCGCGGCCGCCUCUGGCAACGGUGAGUGAGCGGUGCGGCCUUUAACUCGCUCUUGGCACAAGCUGCGGGGGACGGGACGGGAGUUCAGAUCGACGGCGACCGCCGACUUUUGAAAUUUGAAGGAUUUACUCAGGCGACAUCUCCUUCGACUGAUAAUUCUCGUGGAUAAUGACAUUGGGUCUGACAUGCACAAUGGCAAUUUUCAAACAAGACAACGUGGAGAAGUACUAUGAGAUGGGCGAAGAGCUAGGAAGCGGCCAGUUUGCCAUUGUGAGGAAAUGCCGCGAGAAAAGCACCGGUAUUGAGUAUGCGGCCAAGUUCAUCAAGAAGCGGCGCCUGUCUUCCAGUCGCCGAGGGGUGAGCCUUGAGGAAAUCGAGCGGGAAGUGAACAUUCUGAGGGAAAUCCAGCACCCAAACAUCAUUACUUUGCACGAUAUAUUUGAGAACAAGACUGAUGUUAUUUUGAUCCUUGAGCUGGUGUCAGGAGGCGAGCUUUUUGAUUUCUUGGCUGAGAAAGAAUCAUUGACUGAGGAGGAGGCAACUGAAUUUCUCAAACAGAUUUUGGAUGGUGUGCACUAUCUACACUCAAAGAAGAUUGCUCAUUUUGAUCUGAAGCCUGAAAAUAUUAUGCUUCUGGAUAAAAACGUUCCCAAUCCCCGUAUCAAGCUGAUCGAUUUUGGUAUUGCCCAUAAAAUUGAGGAUGGGAAUGAAUUUAAAAACAUCUUUGGAACCCCUGAGUUUGUUGCCCCUGAAAUAGUUAAUUAUGAACCAUUGGCUUUGGAAGCAGACAUGUGGAGCAUUGGUGUUAUCACUUAUAUUCUUUUGAGCGGUGCCUCUCCAUUUCUUGGUGAAACUAAACAAGAAACCCUAACAAACAUUUCUGCUGUGAACUACGACUUUGAUGAAGAGUACUUCAGUAACACCAGUGAACUGGCGAAGGAUUUCAUCCGCAGGCUUCUGGUGAAAGACCCCAAAAAAAGAAUGACCAUUGGUGAUAGCCUUGAGCAUCCAUGGAUUAAGGUGAUCAAGAGAAGGAAUGUGAGGCGGGAGGAUAAUAGCAAGAAACCAGAGCGCCGUAGACUGAAGACGACUCGACUCAAGGAGUACACAAUCAAAUCACAUUCCAGCAUGCCUCCAAACAAUACCUAUGUCAACUUUGAAAGAUUCUCCAAAGUCCUUGAAGAAAUCACUGCCGUCGAAGAAAGCAUUCAGGAGCUGGUGCGAAACAAGAAAUCCUUCAAGGAGGACAUUGAUGCUCUCGUUUCCAUUUAUGAUGAGAAGGAAUCUUGGUAUAAGGAAGAGAAUGAAAGCAUCAGCCAAGAUCUUGGGCACAUUAAAAAUGAGUUACGCAAGACAGAAACCCUGAGGAAACAGGCACAGGAUGAAGUCAAGUCAACCAUGUUGUCCACCAACAUCUUAAAGCGGAAAUAUACCAAACUAGAAAAUCGUUAUGAUGCAUUAACUGCAGAAUUGAAGUGGGUUGGGGAGCUCCUGAAGUCUGUAGAGCAGGAGGGAAUGCAAGGAGGGAUUGGUAACAACGGGCGACAUGGAGGAAUGCGCUAGGUGCCAUUACACUGAAAAACUUGAACCUCUUAGCUAGUUCAUCAAAUGGAAUUAUGCCACAUUGGGAGCUGGCUUCAGCUGCAAUUCACAAACUUUGGUGUCUGAGAUUCAGAACUGAUUGAAUCUUUAUUUCUAGUCCUCUUAUUAUGGGGUUUUGUUGAAUGUGAAUGAAAUUCACCUUGUAAUGGAUUCUCAAUCACACAAGCAGUGCAUGUUGCUUUUGACAUUGCCUUUGCUAUACUUGUGUACCUCUAAUGAACCCCAUUUACUUCCCAACACUAUUGACCAUCAUGACUCUAGAGGUCAUGGCCAUGCUUUAUUUCAGCACUUCUAAAUUGUGAAUGGCAGGGUGGGUAUUGACGUUUGGAAAGAUGUUCUUAUUUUGGAUAAGAUUCAAUUCCUCUCUUCCAUCCUCCUUCCCCUGCCCCCAAAAAAACUCUUCACCGUUAUGCACUAAGAUUUUAGAACAAAUUUGUAGCAAAGGAAUACUAAGGAAAAUGUUAUUCUCACUUCCCCACUUUUAUCGUUACCGUUGUUAAAAUUAUUUGGAUCUUGUUGAAGGGAGUGGUGGCUGUGUCUAUCAACAGAUAAUCUGUGGAUAACUGGGUUACUGUCAGUGCAGACUCUUGUGAAGAGACCUUCCUAAUAAUUAGUGUAAAAUUGUUACAUAGACCAGAUUAGUGUUCCCUAUUUGCAUGAGUUGACAUUCACUGGAGAAAUUUUCAGAAGACCUGUAUCAAUGAUUACAGUGAUUUUAAUGGGCACAGAUAUGUGAAUUGAAACUUAUAUUCUCUGAGCAACUUUGUUCUUUGCAUUGAGGAGAUGAUGUUGGGUGUUUGGCAAAUCUCGUACUGCUCCUGUCUUAACUAAGUUAAGCUGCAACUUUCAGGAGUCCAAUGGGCAGGUCUUGUAUUUCCUUUGAGACAUUCUGACUUUGGGUUUAUUUCAGUGAUGUGGACCAUUUUUAUUGCCUGCAGGUAAACUACUGUAUUUCUGGUUUGGGUGCCAUGACAAGGAUGUGGUGUUGUAAUUUGGGAAGAAUGAGAUGAAAUGGGACUUCUUUUGAAUCUCACUAGUGCAAUAUAUAUUCUUUUAAAUUGCUGCACAAAGACAUCAGGAAAACACGUUUUAGACAUUCACAUAGUUAUGGGCGGGUUUUGGUUUGAGUGGCAGGUUUCAUGUGCCUGUAGAUAGAAUUAAAGUCUUACCUGUUGUUCUACUUGAAGACGUCUUACAAAACUAACAACAGAGAUACCAGGCUCAAACUGAGUCAAGACUGCCCUAGAACCAAGUUUUGAACUUUUACAAUUGUCAAUAUAAUGUGAAUAUUUGAUUUCAAACUAAAAGGGUCCUUCCACUUGUCCUGCAAACUCAGCAUUCACAAGUUAUUGAACCUAACUCGACCUCUUGCAGAUGACUGUAGACCAUUUCACUAGUUUUCUUUUAUUUAAACCAAUUGGAAAGCUAUGUAUUCUAAUAAGGCAAACAUUGCUUAUUUGCAGAUUUACUUUAAGUUAUGUCAUGUAUAUCCAGGAGUUGCUCUUAAAACCUGACAUGGUGUCAGAUUUAAUUGCAAUGAUACUUGCCCUCUCCAAUCCUCUCCCACUUCCCCCACCGACCUCUGCCAAACCAGCUACAUGCAAAUAGGUCUUCAGGAUCUUAAAUAUAAUGCAUGUCAUUGUGACGUUCAGGAUUAUCCCUCCUGUUUGUGAAAGGAAUGGCCACCAAAUAGAAACUUUCUAAUGCCAGCUCAAAAUUUGGUGUAGUUUUUACUAAAGAGUUUGAGGAUUACUGUUGCGCAAGUUGUGUUAAAGUAGGUUCAGUGAGAUUUCAUUGUGCCAGAGGAUCCAUUGCAGUCUAUGGUACCGUAUUUCUCUGAAACUGCUGCUGCCUCUUCCUCCACCGCCAUGAUCCCUUGUACCAUUUGCAGCUAAAGUAUUUCACUGGGUCUUUGCAUUCCAAUUUUGAUACUGCAAUAAUGUCUUAAUCAAAUUUAAAUUAAAUGUAACCAGAAUUAAAUGUAACAUUAUUUUCUUUGAGCUUUGUUAUAAGGAAAGUUACAUUUUUGUUUUUGUUGUAAUGUGUAAAGAGUUUCUAUGUCAUGCACCAUGCGACUUCACGUUGAUGCUAAUGCUUAAUGCUAAGCUGAAAUGUCCAUUUAACACUAUUUACGUUAAUAAUUGCAUUAUUUUCCAUGCAAUAAUAAACAUUAAAAACAUUUCAAGGC
Messenger RNA from Leucoraja erinaceus (little skate), 3833 nucleotides. It is a transcript of the gene dapk3, whose product is annotated as death-associated protein kinase 3. Gene Ontology annotation, biological process: positive regulation of apoptotic process; intracellular signal transduction; protein phosphorylation. The transcript has 9 exons. The record is from RefSeq and is a predicted model, not a curated record. Bases 212 to 1606 code for a protein of 464 amino acids. NCBI's taxonomy places the organism in Eukaryota, Metazoa, Chordata, Chondrichthyes, Rajiformes, Rajidae. Gene Ontology annotation, molecular function: protein serine/threonine kinase activity; ATP binding. Gene Ontology annotation, cellular component: nucleus; cytoplasm.